GAUGAUCUAGUUAUUUAUUUAUUUAUGGUAGUUAAUUACGAAUGUGCCGUCGCCUAUAAAAUAUUUCAAUUAAUUAUUAGACAUGCCGGUAUUUUGCAAAUCUGCAAGCAUAGUUAAAACUUAUUGUAGCACAAAAGUCAUCGGUCGCUAUAAGCCUUUCUUAUUAGAGGAUAGAUAUGGACACUUGAUCCUUGCAGUACCUACUCCAGAAACUGAAUUGACAUCCUUAGGCCAGUGGAUCUAUACAUGCAAUAUACCAGAACUUAUAACUGAUGUAAAGAAGCGGUUAUGGCUGCUACUCUGGAGGAUAUCAGCAGUAGUAGCGAGCACAAUGGAGACAGUGAUGAUGGGGAGAGUGAGGGCUCAGACACUGCACUCGAUGACAGCAGUGAUGAAGAUGGAGAAGAAUGGGAAACAGAUGAAGGGGAAGGGAGCGAAGAGGAAAAUGAUGAAACAGGUGAUGAGAGUGAUGAGGAUGAUGAAGAUGGAAGUGAGGGGGAUGAGGAGGAAGAUGAUGAUGAGGAGGAGGAAGGAAGUAUUGCUAAUGUUGGAGAUAUAGAGUCAGAUGUUGAGCUAGAGGCCAAUGCAGUUCUAGAGGCCAGUGACACCGAUGAAGAAGGGGAACGGUGUCCAAUUUGUCUGAACAGGUUCAAAGGCCAGGAUGUGGGGACCCCGGAAUCUUGUGACCAUGUUUUCUGUUUAGAAUGCAUACAAUUAUGGGCAAAAAAUGUAAAUGUCUGUCCACUGGACCGGCAGGUGUUCAAGCUCAUAUUUUGUAAACAUGAUGUGGACGACAUUAUCUACAAGAAGCUGCCAGUUGAAGACCGUCACAAGUCUGAAGGUGAGGAAGAUGAGGAUGAGGAGGCAACAUACUGUGAGGUGUGCGGCCAGUGUGACCGUGAGGACCGCAUGCUGCUGUGUGAUGGAUGUGACGCUGGCUACCACCUAGAGUGCCUCACCCCACCUCUCAGCAGUGUGCCUGUGGACGAGUGGUUCUGUCCACAGUGCUCCCAGAGUCAUGCAAAUGAAGAUGAACAGGAUGCUGAUUAUGUAAUGACAGCCACUGCCCGUCCAAGACGACAAAUUGGUCGUACAAUGGCCUUGCAGAGAGUACGACAUGUAAUAGCCGAGAUCCGUGUGGCUAGAACACGCAGGCUGCAACAACUCGAUACAUCCUCAGAAGAAGAAAUCACUGAUGUAGCGGUCAAAGCAGGGCCAUCUCAACAUCCUGCAAAGAAAUCUACACCAAAGAAGCCACCUAGGAAACGAAGAACUACUAAAAAAAAGAGGAAAGCAAAAAGGAAAAGGGUAACAAAGCGGAAGACUAACAAAAAAAAAGCUGCUGCCGCAAAAAAGAGUGCUGACACCUCAAACACUUCAACUGUCUCAACAACAAAAAAGAGAAGAAGAAAAAGGAAAAGGAGAACUAAAGGAAAGGGCAAAGGGAGAAAAAGAAAGUCUGUUAAGAGAACAAAAAGAACUUCUCGAGCAGCUAGACAAGGUGUUGUGACAACAGUGAAAAGUCGUAUAGCAGGUGCACUUGGUCUCAGUGAGCCCCCAACGGGCAGGACAAUUCCCAUGCAGAAAAUGAAGUUGGAGAAAUCAAUAGAUGGAAAGAGGGCUGAUAUUGGAGCUUCCUCUCUUUCUAUAUUUGGGCAUAGAGAAGAACUGCUGCAUUUUGAGGAUGAAAUUGUAUCAAGGGAAAGCAAUACACAUACAGCAACUGUGCCCAGUAGAUACUCCAACCGUUCUUUAUCUACUUAUAAACCAAUAGGCAGGGUGCCUAUUGUAGCCCAUAAGAAGCCAAAGGGUUGCCCAGUUGUCCCAGCGGCCAGUCAGCCCAGCAGCAUUGGGGCCUCAGGGGGGCCCCUAGAUCUUCUGGGAGCAAUCAUGGAGGGCCAGAACAGGCUGCAGCUAAGCAGCAAACAGGUCACCAUUCAGAGAGAUGGAUCCCUAGUAAAAAAUACUGCCGAGCCAGUGAGCAUUUCAACAGCAGAUGGUUCUUCAAAGAGUCACUUCAAGUCAUCCUUUACAGCUGUGCAGAAAAAUGUUGACAAGAAGACAUCCGUGCUGUCUUCAUUGGUGAAACAGAAGAGUGAAACUGAUGAAUAUGAUCCUGCUCAUCCUACCGAUGAAUGGGAGGAUGAUGUAGACAAAAAAGAUAUACCUGCAAGUACAGAAGAUGUUUAUGAUCCAGCCCAUCCAACAGACGAUAUCAGUUCGGAGGAAGAAAACGAUGUUAAAACUGAAGAAUGCAAUCAAAUGUCAAGUUUAAAUAUAGAAAAUACUAAAGACAAAAAUAAUGUGGCAUGUUUAAGUGUUGAAAACACAAGUUCUAGUAACGAGGCUAACUCUAGUUCUAGUAACGAUACAAGUAAUCAUGUGUUUGAAUUAAGUAAGCAAAACAAACAUAAAGAAAAUGUUAAAGCAAUUGAAAUUGAACAAAAUGAAAGAAUUAAAGACGAAAAGUUAUUUGAUGAUGAACCUAAUAAAAAGUUGGCAACAAAUAAUAAUCCUAAAUCAGAAAAUAAGGUUGUAAUAUUGAAUACUGAACCAAUAAACACGCGAGUCUCACCGUCAAAGCCUGUUUCAUCAAAAGCCCAAAUAUCACCAAGUGUUAAAAUUACUGAAAGCACAAAGAAGUUCCCAGCCAAACCAUUUGAAAUCAAUAGAAAAGCCUUGUUUGAAAAGAAAAGACUAUAUGGUGGCAAUGAGGAUUUUUCAGAAGAUGUAGACUUUUGUGAAGGUGCUUUUCCAGAAUCAAGAGAAGUUGAUGCUAGAGCAAUUGAAGAAGCAUUUAAGGGAACAUUGAAAUCUAAGCAGUCAGAUUCUAAAUUGACUGAAGAUAUGUCUUCAAAAACAGUUGAAAUUGAUAAAAAUACCAAAACUGAAGAAAUUAAAGAAGAAUCUUCCGUUAUAAAAUCAUGUGAAACAAAGCAUACAGACAUUACUAAGAAUGCAGAUGUUGAACCUUUGAAAGUAGAUGAAAGUAAAGAUAAAGCUUUGAAAGCUUUAGAUAAAGAACAAGAAUCAGGUGCUAAACCACAGAAGGACAUUAAAUCCAAAAAAGUAAAAGAAAAGGAUGCUGAAAUUCAUAUUCCUGUAAAUAUAAAUCUGUUAGAAAAGGAUGAAAAGAAGUCACCAAACAAGAAAAUGACUGUAAGUGAUAGGUUUAAAAAAAUAAGUAAGGAAUCUAAUUUGAAAGCAAAGGAUCUGGAGGAAGAAGACCCAAUUCAUGAAAUGCGAAAACUUGAUAAAGAAUUAGACUUUGAAUUGGGUGAUUCUGAUUAUGGUAAAAAGAAAGACAAAGAAAACAGAAAAUCUAAAAGAAAAUUCAGUGCUGAAAAUGAUGAACUUUACUAUGAAAAGAGUUCAGCGAAAAACAGAAGGGAAUCCAAAGAAUAUGGUAAGCAAACUUUUAUUGAAAUUGAAGAUGGCGAAGUUGAUGAUGAUAGUAGAAGGGAAAGGCGUAAAAAUGAGAAGAAAAAGAAAAAGCAAAAGGACAUUGAAAGUGACAUUGAUAAGCGAAUUGUUAUUCAGGUUAGUCAGAAUAACGAGGAUAGGACUGUAUGGGAAGAGGAAGAAAGGAAAGCGCGAAGGAAAAAAGAAAAGGAAGAGAAAUCUAAGACACAUAAAAAGCACAGAAGUCACAGGACAAGAAGUAUAUCUGCUGAUGCACAUAGGCGAUCUCGUUCAAGAGAUCGGCGAAGAUCACGUUCCAGAAAUAGGUCUCAUAAAAAGAGAAGAGUACGUAGUAGAGAUAAAAGUAGAUCCAGGUCAGUUGAACGAUCUCAAAAGAAAAAGAAGAAAGAUAAAGAUCGAAGUAGAGAAAAAAGUCCAAAUAGAAAUAGAAGCAGACACCAGAGUGAUAGAAGUCAGGAUAGAAGCAGAGAGAGGGAAGAUUAUGUUCGGGAAAGAGACUUGAGUGUUGAAGAUGAUAUGGAAAAAGUACAUCGUAGAAAAUUUAUCAGAGAUCGAUCUGUUGAACAUGUUGAUAUAUUUGGUCGCUCAAGGAGUCCGUUUGCAAGAAAAGAAUUUCUAAAAGAAAAGGAAAUAAGUAAAAGACGGGCACAUAAAGCAAAGGACGAUGAAAAUGGUUCUACAUCUUUAAAAAAGCUGAAGUAUGAGGAAAUUUCAUCUGAUUCAGAUAAAAUGUCCCCUCAUUCAAUAGAAAGAAUUGAAAAAAUAGAAACUGUUUCAAGAAUUGAAGUAAAAAAACCAAGUGUUAGGGAUUCACCCAUAUUUGAUGAAAAUGUUGAUAAAGACGAAGAUUUUGAUGAUGAACCCGAAGAGACUGAACAGUUUCAAUACACUGAUAGGGAUGAAUAUCUUGGCCAGCAUAAGAAUAAGCAGCAACGACAAAAUUUAAUUACUAUCGGCAUUAGUGAUGCAUCCAAACAACGUGGAAGCACUCUGCGCACCCCUCCUUUGCCUGAACAAAUGUCUAUACCAACUCCUCCAUUACCAACCACAGCUGACUUUACACAGUUCCCUCCCCCGCCACCAGGCCCUCCACCUUCUGGCCCACCUCCUGGCACAGUCAUCAUUCAGGAAAGGCCUCCUCUGCAUCUCCCACCUGGAGGGCCCCCUGGACAAGGAAUAUUAGGUGAAGGUCCAAUCCUGCUACAUGGUCCUCCUCCUGUAAAUAUCAAUGUUUUACCACCAGGAUUCCACAGGGGACUACCUCCAUCUCUUGGUGGUCCCCAGCGACCAUUGCUAAUGAGUCCUCUUGGACAAGCUAUUCCAAGGGUUCAAAGAAUGCAAAGUCCAGGUGUGGGCCAGUUUGCCUGGCAGGUAACCAGUUCUGCUGAUAUGCCUAGUCAGUUUGGUGGUCCUAUUGUCUCACCAGGUGUCCGAAUGGGUGGUACACAGUUGCUAAACGGACCAUUUGAUGGUCUUCCCCCACGUCAGUCAGACUCCCCACAUAAUAGACCCCCAGGUAUGCCACAUUUCUCAUCCAUGUCUGUAGGUGGAGCUGGAGAUCCACCACAGCUUAUCACAAUUUCCACAACCACUCCUCCACCCAGUAUAGUACAGCUCAGUGAAUCACCCAGGAAUGUUGUAACUCAGGAGCCCCCUAUGAUGAACUUAGGACCUGAUCCCCGUAUACCGCCACCAAGACUUCCUAUUCCAUUGUUGCCACCUAUUUCGGAGCCAUCUCUUAUGUCGGUCAUGGUAUCUAUGCCCCCACCUCAUAGUGGUAGAAUGUCUGGUGUUGCAAACAGUCAUGAACAGUCAUUUACAAUGGCUGACACGCCUCCAAAUUCAGUUUCUGCUAUCCUUGGUCUAGCAAGGAUUGGAACUGGAAAUUCAUCAAUGGCAUCUGGAAGUCAAGAUGUUGCAUUUAGUCAUUUUGAGAAAAUCAGUGCUUUACUAAACACUCAGGCAAAGCUUGCAAAAGGUGGUGAAUCUGAUGUUAAAAGUAAUGGUUCUUCUGCAUUGUUUAAAGUCCCAUUACCACCUGGAUACAAAGCGGGGAAAAAUGAAAUAGAGACUACAGAAGUUAUAGAUAUGGAUAUGGGAUCUCCAAUUGCAGAGGAAGGAAAUAUUGAACUGCCAGUUUCACCACAGUUUGAUAAUCUUAUUGAUAAUCCUGAAGAUCUCUUGGAAGAGGAUUUUAAUAAAAAGAUGCAGAAACUUAAUGAAACACUUUUUCAAAAACUCAAAGAUCGUGACACAAAAAUUGCUAAUGAACGUGACACUAAAAUUGCCAAUGAACGUGACACUAAAAUUGCUAAUGAAGACAGUGGAAAUGUUCUAGAGAGAAGUGAUACUGCAAAGAAAGUGAAAGAAUUAAAGGAAUCAAUGUUAAAAAAAGAUUCAUCAAAGAAGCCGAAGGAUGAAAAGCACAAGAAGCAUUCAAAAGAAAAUAGACAUCACUUACAUAGAAGAAAGGAGAAGGAAGAAGCUGAAAAAGACAUUACAGAGAAAGCCAUGAAAGAUGCUCAAAAUGACUUGGAUGGUCAGGAUCUUCCCUCAUCAGCUGUUGACAUGACUAAUAAAGAAAAGUACUUAAAGAAGCUGCACCUGCAGGAGCGUGUGGUAGAGGAGGUGAAGAUGGCAGUGAAGCCUUUCUACUCCAGCAAGCGCAUCACCAAGGAGCAGUACAAGGAAAUCCUCAGGAAGGCAGUACCCAAGAUAUGCCACAGCAAGAGUGGGAACAUCAAUCCAAACAAGAUAAAGAGUCUUGUUGAGGCAUAUGUGGAGAAGAUGACCAAGCAUUCGAAGGAUGCAGAAAAGAGCACAGAUUCCUCACCGUCUGUGAUGGCUAAUGGGGAGUGGGUCAAAGCCAAAGCAGUACGAUGAAGACAGCUGCUGAAACGUGAAUAAUGUGUAUAUAAACUGACUCUGACAGCUAGGUUGUGCUGUACUUGUGAGUUUUCAUAUGGAUUAUGAAUUGUUAGAUAUAAACUGUGUAGAUAUGCUUUUAAGGCCAAUAUAUAUAUAUCAUGUGAAAAUGAAUUGCAACUGAAAUGGAUAAAUGCUAAAAAUCAUGUGCUUAAUGCAGUGACUGAUAUUGCAACUAUAUCUUUAAGACAAGUCUCAAAUUUUGGUUCUGAAAGUGCUGAAUAAGUGUUUGUAUACAUGUAUUGUAAAAAAAAACUUAAGCAAUAUAGACAUCUGUCAUGUGUAAUGCCUGGUUCAUUUCAUUAUUAAUGAAGCCAUGUUUAAUGUGCAUGCAUUUGUGGUUGUUUUGUAUGUCAGGCGAUAUAUUUUAAAACAAGAGAGUCACAGUUAUCUGUUUCUGCUUCAUUUGUUAUGCUCCCCCAAAAUUUAUUUUGGGGGGAGCAUAUAGUGGCCGCUUCGUCUGUCCGUGUGUGCGUCUGUCUGUCCGUCCGUGCACAAUUUUUGUCCGGGCUAUUUCUCAGCAAAUAAUGACCAUAAUUCAAUGAAACUUUAUGGAAAGCUUCACUACCAAGAGGAGAUGUGCAUAUUAUCAGCGGGUUCUGGUCGGAUGAUUUUUCACAGAGUUAUGGCCCUUUGAAAUUUUCUAUAAAAAAAAUCUUUUCCUCCCAACUAGUGUGCCCUCAAGACGUUUCCUUUUAUCUGAAUAUAUAGUGCAAUAUUGUGACAAAAAAAACAUUUGGGAGCAUCACCCUUCUCGGACGGUUUCUUGUUUCCCCUGUUCUUCAGUUAGUGUCAAUAUUGGAAGGAGUUGUUUAAACUAAUUUUUCCUGGUUUGCCAUGUUAAAUGGCCAUUCAUGGACAGAUUAUAUGAUAAUGGGCUUGCUUAAAAUACCUUUCAAUUAGUUGUUUUUCUAUUGGCUUUAUUGAUGUGUUUAAAAAAGGUAGCUCAUGCUGGCCAUGCAGUGUAUAAAAUCAUGUAAACACAUGUCUAAACUGGCAGUGGUGAAAGAAUUCCCGAUUUUUUGUUCUGCAAAUCAAAUGAUUAAAUUUCUACAUUUACAGAAUACAUGUAUGUGUUUUUCCAGCAAUUUUCCUUUCACAAUUUCAGCAAUGCAAACCAGUUGUCUUUAGUGUAAAAAAUAGCUAUUUAAUUUAAAUGAUAACCAUGCAUCAUCAUGAAAUGAAAAUACUAUAAUAAACUGUUUUUCUUAGUUUAUUUUGUGUUUUUAGCUCACCUGUCACGAAGUGACAUGGUGAGCUUAUGUGACUUGUGAUGUCCGUCGCCGUAUGUGUGUGCGUGCGUGCGUCCGUCAACAAUUUGUUUGUGUAGACAGUAGAGGUCACAGUUUUCAUCCAAUCUUUAUGAAAUUUGGUCAGAAUGUUCAUCUUGAUGAAAUCUGGGUUGGGAUUGUAUUUGGGUCAUUUGGGGUCAAAAACUAGGUCACUAGGUCAAAAACUAGGUCACAUAAUAGGUCAAAUAAUAGAACAACCUUGUGUAGACAAUAGAGGUCACAGUUUUCAUCCAAUCUUUAUGAAUUUUUGUCAGAAUGUUAAUCUUGAUGAAAUCUGGGUUGGGAUUGUAUUUGGGUCAUCUGGGGUCAAAAACUAGGUCACUAGGGCAAAGACUAGGUCAAAUAAUAGAAAAACCUUGUGUAGACAGUAGAGGUCACAGUUUUUAUCCAAUCUUUAUGAUAUUUGGUCAGAAUGUUUAUCUUGAUGAAAUCUGGGUUGGGAUUGUAUUUGGGUCAUCUGGGGUCAAUAACUAGGUCACUAGGUCAAAUAAUAGAAAACCUUGUAUAGACAGUAGAGGUCACAGUUUUUAUCCAAUUCUUAUGAAAUUUGGUCAGAAUGUUUAUCUUGAUAAAAUCUGGGUUGGGAUUGUAUUUGGGUCAUCUGGGGUCAAAAACUAGGUCACUAGGUCAAAUAAUAGAAAAACCUUGUGUAGACAAUAGAGGUUGCAGUUUUCAUCCAAUCUUAAUGAAAUUUGGUCAGAAUGUUUAUCUUUAUGAAAUCUGGGUUGGGAUUGUAUUUGGGUCAUCUGAGGUAAAAAACUAGGUCACUAUGACAAAUAAUAGAAAACCCGUCAACAAUUUGUUUGUGUAGACAGUAGAGGUCACAGUUUUCAUCCAAUCUUUAUGAAAUUUGAUCAGAAUGUUUAUCUUUAUGAAAUCUGGGUUGGGAUUAUGUUUGUCUCAUCUGGGGCCAAAAACUAGGUCACUAGGUCAAAAAAUAAGUCACUAGGUCAAGUAAUAGAAAAACCUUGUAUAGACAAUAGAGGUCACAGUUUUCAUCCAAUCUUUAUGAAAUUUGGUCAGAAUGUUUAUCUUAAAGAAAUCUGGGUUGGGAUUGUAUUUGGGUCAUCUAGGGUCAAAAACUAGGUCACUAGGUCAAAUAAUAGGAAAACCUUGUGUAGACAAUAGAGGUCACAGUUUUCAUCCAAUCUUUAUAAAAUUUGAUCAGAAUGUUUAUCUUGAUGAAAUCUGGGUUGGGAUUGUAUUUGGGUCACCUGGGGUCAAAAACUAGGUCACUAGGUCAAAUAAUAGAAAAACCUUGUGUAGACAAUAGAGGUCACAGUUUUCAUCUUAUCUUUAUGAAAUUUGGUCAGAAUAAUUAUCUUGAUGAAAUCUGGGUUUGGAUUGUAUUUGGUUAAUCAGGUGAGCGAUUCAGGGCCAACAUGGCCCUCUUGUAUAAUUUUAUUUCGAACCUAACACACUGGAGAUAAUCAAAUUAAAUUGUCUAGGACUGAUUAGAAAAUUAUCAUCUCAAAUCCAGUGUUGGAUUUUAAUCGGUAAAUGAUUAUUUAAUUGUCAUACAUUUUCAACACUGACUUAUGUUGAAAUUGUAUGAGGCUCUUUAUCCUGUUUGAUGUUUUGAUACAGCUUUAUAAUUGAGACCAGAUCUACUGUCUACUGACGUCUAAAAUUCGUUCUGAUACUGUCUACCUUGUUAAAAAUAGCGUCUGUCAAAAAUAAACAAAUUGUACAUA
Molecule: messenger RNA, 9334 nt
Organism: Dreissena polymorpha
Lineage: Eukaryota; Metazoa; Mollusca; Bivalvia; Myida; Dreissenidae
Product: protein SCAF11-like
Exons: 14
Coding region: 289-6306 (2005 amino acids)
Source: RefSeq, a predicted model, not a curated record